AUGUCAAUCGUCUUUUACAAGUUCAAGUCCGCCAAGGAUUAUGAUACAUGCACUUUUGAUGGGACCAACAUAUCGGUGUUUGACCUCAAGCGGGAGAUCAUGCAGGCGAAGAAAUUGGGCAAAGGCACGGAUUUCGAUUUGAUGAUUUACAAUGCUCAGACAAAUGAGGAAUACAAGGAUGACAUGUACAUGAUUCCUCGAAACACUUCCGUACUAGUCUCUCGUCAUCCGGCAUCUAAACCUGGCAAAGGCACCGCACAAAGGUAUUUGACGACAGCUAUGCCGACUGGAGCUAUGUUGGCGGGCUCGUGGUCUCGAGGUGCUCCGCAAGCUGCUACCUCUUUGCCCAAGCAUCACUCUUUGAACAAUCGGCUUCCACAGCAGCGACCGCCAACCUCGACGGAUACUCCCGCAACUGAAAUCACAGGAGAAACAGAAGAAGAACGUAUCGCAAACAUGUUCAAGUUGCAAACAGAACAAUGGGCCGUUGCGCAGGAUAAGAUGGCUCAACAAAAGCCAAUACCUCGUCAAUAUCACGGCGCCGGACGCGGUGGAUGGCGUGGAGGCCAUCAUAACGGUGGUGAUCGCAAUCAGGCAGGCGGAGAGGGUGGUGGGUGGCAACAGAGGGAAUAUCCUCAGCGAGCACCACCACCAGGAUAUAUCUGUUAUCGUUGUGGUCAAAAAGGUCAUUUCAUCAAUCAAUGUCCCACGAUCGGCGAUAAAGACUUUGACCGACCGAAAUUGAAGCGUACCACUGGUAUUCCGAAGAUUUUUCUAAAGGUUGUCGAUGAUAAGCAAGCUGCAGGAGGAGGAGUAAUGGUUACUCAAAACGGGGAGUUGGUCGUAGCUCAACCGAACGAGCAAGCCUGGGCGAACAUGGCGGCUCGAACGCGGAAUUAUCUGGGUGCGGGGGAUGUACACGAAAUGGCGCCUGUCCCUAGCGAACUGGCUUGUCCUCUUUGUACCAAGUUGCUACGGGAUGCGGUGUUGAUACCUUGUUGUGGAACCAGUUAUUGUGAUGAAUGUAUACGCGCACACCUGCUAGACAACGAAGAUCCGGAACAAAGACUCAAGUGUCCCAACUGCGGUUCAGAUCAGUCUCCAGAUAAUUUGGUUCCCAAUAAAUCGCUGCGUCAAGCUGUUGAGCAUCAUAUUCGGGAUUUUGCCGCGAAGAAGGCUGGUGGUCCUCCGUCUCCGGUCCCUGCGAAUGCUACUGCGGCAUCUGUGAAUGCCCAACCUGCUGAAGACGCGGCGUCUGCGACACCUACUGUCAAUGGGACAGCAUCUGCAGCUCCCCCAACACAAACAACUACAGUGGCACCACCAUCCACUGCCCCGAUAGUACCCGCUAUAAACAGACCGCCUACGACGGCGAAACCCUACAAAAUUAUCAAACCUACCAAUGCUACGCCCGCAACUACCACUUCUAACCCUACUCCACCCGUCCCCAAUGCUGCGCCGAUCGAGGUAGAAUCGUCGGAUCGGAAGCCAACGAUAACACCAAUACGGAAGAUUUCCGACUCUAGCACUCCCACUGUAUCCGCGCGACCGGGUCUCAAAAGAGGUCCGGAUGAGGCUGGUGUGAAUGGGGAGAUGGAGGAUCAGUACACCCCGGACGGAACUGACAUGAACAACCGUCGAGUCCGUCGCGGCUCCCUCACACAUCGGUAUCAAGACUUUGAAGAAUACCCACCACACAUGAUGGUACCUGAUUUUGAUCCAAGAUGGGGAGGGCCGGGCCCUAUGAUGCCUCCACCUCCUCCCUAUGGAAGAUUCUGGGAUGGACCUCCACACAUGUUUCCUCCGCCGCCACACCGACGGGGUGGGUACGGGAUGCCUCCACCGGACAUGUUUGGCGGACCGAUGGGGAUGGGCAUGGGUAUGGGAAUGGGAAUGGAGAUGGGUAUGCCCCCCGUGGAUGGAUGGCGAGGUGAAAUGGGUGGACGAGACUAUCCUCGAGACCGUGGUUAUUACCCCCCAGGCCCUGGAUCGUCCGGUGGACGAAUGGCAGUAAAGCGCCCACGAAAUCAAUCUGACGUUAUCGAUGUCACAUCCAAGCAUUCUAGUUAAAUAUCUGCAUUAUUGGGUUACAUGCAAGGGGGGCGAUCAACAGUCUGUCUGCUUUUGGCUGGAGAGGCAGAUAUAUUGGACACAUUUAUAUUGGGCUUAUUUGUGCAUUUCCUCUUCUCUAGCUUUUAAUAAUACAUCAUGGUAUGCCUUCACGUACGGCAAG
Messenger RNA from Spizellomyces punctatus DAOM BR117, 2233 nucleotides. Its product is annotated as cleavage polyadenylation factor subunit MPE1. The record is from RefSeq and is a predicted model, not a curated record. The transcript has 9 exons. Gene Ontology annotation, biological process: protein ubiquitination; mRNA processing; ubiquitin-dependent protein catabolic process. The coding region runs from base 1 to 2070 and encodes 689 amino acids. Gene Ontology annotation, molecular function: ubiquitin protein ligase activity; nucleic acid binding; zinc ion binding. Lineage: Eukaryota; Fungi; Chytridiomycota; Chytridiomycetes; Spizellomycetales; Spizellomycetaceae. Gene Ontology annotation, cellular component: nucleus.